AUGUCACCUGAUUCUCAUCGUGGAGACCUGCUCGAUCACAUCAUGAAAGAAGCGGAUAAUGAGAAGUUCCUGACAGAAGAAUUCAUAGUUCAACUAAUGUACAGUCUUAUCUUCGUCUUUUCUGAUUCCCUAUCAACAACAUUGGCAUUGGCAGUCACAUUACUUCACGAGCAUCCUUUGGCAUUACAGGAAUUAAUUGCUGAGCAUGAAGCUAUCCUCAAAAACAAAGAGAACCCCGAUUCCCCACUCACAUGGAGCGACUAUAAAUCAAUGACUUUCACACUUCAGGUAAUCAAUGAAACUCUUAGGUUGGCAAACAUUUCUCCGGGACUAUUUCGCAAAGCAACUGAAGAUAUCCAAUUCAAAGGAUAUACAAUUCCUGCCGGGUGGCCAAUAUUAAUUGCUGCUCCUGCUGUGCACUUGAACUCCACCAAAUAUGAGGAUCCACUAACAUUCAACCCAUGGCGCUGGAAGGAGCUGCAAUCAACUUUUAUAACCAAAAGUUUCAUGCCGUUUGGGUUCGGUUUGAAGCAAUGCGCAGGAGCAGAAUAUUCUAGGGUGUUAUUGUCAACUUUCCUUCACACCUUGGUCAGCAAAUACAGAUGGACAAAAGUGAAGGAUGUCAAAUUUGUGCGAGCCCCUAUUUUAAAGUUUCCCAAUGGCUUUCAAUUCAAAAUCUCUGCAAAGAACAACUAA
Molecule: messenger RNA, 696 nt
Organism: Ilex paraguariensis (yerba mate)
Lineage: Eukaryota; Viridiplantae; Streptophyta; Magnoliopsida; Aquifoliales; Aquifoliaceae
Source: the annotation of a GenBank genome assembly